This is a messenger RNA of Dovyalis caffra, 1038 nucleotides long. The record is from the annotation of a GenBank genome assembly. Lineage: Eukaryota; Viridiplantae; Streptophyta; Magnoliopsida; Malpighiales; Salicaceae.
AUGGCACACAGUCAUCAUCAACCCUACGAUCCAUAUUACCAGCUGCCGGCAGCGGCAGCAGCAGUGGCAGGAGGAGAGUGGAACAGCGGGAUAAACACGCUGUUCGUGUCGGGACUACCGGAUGACGUGAAGGCGCGUGAAAUUCAUAACCUGUUUCGCCGUCGCCCUGGCUUUGACUCUUGCCAGCUCAAGUACACCGGCCGCGGCAACCAGGUUGUUGCAUUUGCUACCUUUUUCAAUCACCAAUCAGCCAUUGCAGCUUUGCAUUCUUUAAAUGGAGUAAAAUUUGAUCCUCAAACAGGAUCCACUCUGCAUAUUGAAAUUGCGAGAUCAAACUCAAGGAGGAAACGUAAGCCAGGUAGUGGAGCCUAUGUUGUCAUUGAUAAGCGAACCAAAAAGUCAUCCGAUGCCCAUGGAUCAUCAAGCGAUGAUGUUGAAAGCGAACCUGAAGAAAAUCCUGAAAUAGACAAUGUUGAUUCUGCCAACCAGGGUGAUACAGAACAUGCAAAGAGUGAGGCAGCAGGUGAUCCUGAUAAUGCUGCAGUAGCUGUAAAUGUAAGUGAGCAAUGCUUGACUUUGUCCUUUGUAAGGGGUGCUGAUUCAGUUUGUAUGCCUCCGCUUGAAAUUACUGCAAUUUUUAGAAAGUAUUAUGCAAAGCACAAACUUUCAGGAGAUGGUGAGAAUGUGAAGAAAGUUGAGCUGGUGGAGAGGACUGCGGAAGGAGCUGUUUGUCCUUGCUCCACUUUGUUUAUUGCAAAUCUAGGUCCAAAUUGCACUGAGGAUGAACUGAAGCAAGUUCUAUCUCAAUAUCCUGGAUUUAAGGUGCUCAAAAUUCGUGCUAAAGGUGGAAUGCCAGUUGCCUUUGCUGAUUUUGAGGAAAUUGAACAAGCUUCUUUAGUCAUGGAGAGUCUUCAAGACACCUCGUUACCAUCAUCGGACAGAGGCGGCAUGCACAUAGAGCAAGGCAUAGAGUUCGGAUCUGAGUUGAAUCAAUAUGUUGGCAAGCUCGUGGAGGCUCAAAUCGAUCUUUUUGCUUAA